Molecule: messenger RNA, 5300 nt
Organism: Ctenopharyngodon idella (grass carp)
Lineage: Eukaryota; Metazoa; Chordata; Actinopteri; Cypriniformes; Xenocyprididae
Gene: eif2ak4
Product: eukaryotic translation initiation factor 2 alpha kinase 4
Exons: 39
Coding region: 170-5095 (1641 amino acids)
Biological process (GO): DNA damage checkpoint signaling; regulation of translational initiation by eIF2 alpha phosphorylation
Cellular component (GO): cytosol
Molecular function (GO): protein binding; ATP binding; eukaryotic translation initiation factor 2alpha kinase activity
Source: RefSeq, a predicted model, not a curated record
GGGACCGUGAUGCUGCCACGCGACGCCUGUUAUGAUCACACGCCUCCACAUGAGAAGUUUUAUUUACAUUUUUUACAGCUUCGCAGCGCGUGUUUCGAUCGGCGAUGGUGUUCGAGAGUGUUUUCCAGUGCUGAGCUCGAGGCGGAAGUGACGGAGCUCAUAAUGCAGGAUGAAUGAUUACUCUCUUCAGCAGGAGAACGAGCUCGAGGCGCUGUCAUCGAUAUUCGGAGAGGAUUUCAGAGACAACCGAGCAGAAGAUCCAUGGAAGGUCAGGCGUCCUCCUGAGGUUUACCUGUUCCUGCGGCCGAAGGGACUCGGUUACGGACAGACGAGUUUCGUCUCGGUGGACCUGCAGGUCAAAUGUCCUCCGACGUACCCUGAUGUGCCUCCAGAGCUGGAGCUGAAGAACGCUAAAGGACUGUCCAACGACAAACUAGAGAAACUCCACACGGAGCUCAACAAACUGGCCAAAGACCGAUGUGGAGAGGUGAUGAUCUUUGAGCUGGCGGACUGUGUUCAGUGCUUUCUGACGGAGCACAACGUUCCUCCCUCCAGCUCCUUCCACGAGGAGAUGCUGAAGAACCAGCGGCGGCAGCAGGAGCGUCUGGCCCUGGAGGAGCAGCAGAAGAUCGAUCAGCGCCGCAGACAGGAAGAGCAGACCCAAAACGAGAUCCUCGCGGAGAUUCAGAGGAGAGAGGAGGAGAGACGAGAGGAGAAGAGGAAGAAGGAGAUGGCCAAACUGGAGCGUCUGGAGAGCGUCGUCUCUGUCCAGCCGGCUUUAGAAAGACAAGCUUCAUCCUCGGGGUCUCCUGUGGAUCCGUCUGAAGUGAAGAAAGCGCUCACGAACAGACGGAGAACCACGUCCAGCAGCAGACACCGACGAGACACAUACAAUGAGGACAGUGCACGUCAGCAGGAAGUGCUUCACUUCAGUAACAGUCUCCUCGGAGAGGUCAUCGUUCACAGAGGGAAGUGUAUAGGUGAGAGCGAGCGACUGGGCCGCAGUGUGUAUUACGCCUUCAACUCCACCUCUGGAGAUUUCUCCGUCGUGUACGAGUGGAUCCUUCGCUGGAACAAGACCAUCGGGAAGUUCUUCACCAGCCAGGAGAAGGAGAAGAUAGAGAAAUGCAAAAAACAGAUCCAGGGCGUGGAGAGCGAGCUGAACUCUCUGUUGAAGCUGAAGCACCCGAAUCUGGUGCACUAUCAGGCCCUGAUCUGCAGCGAGCGCGACGACUGUCUGGUGGUGGAUCUGCUGGCCGAACACGUCCCCGGCUCCAGUCUGGCUCAGAGUCUGUCCGGCGGCGCGCCGGUGCCCGUGGAUCAGCUGCGGCGUCACGCCGUCCAGCUGGUGUCCGCGCUCGACUAUCUGCACGGCAACUCUGUGGUGCACAAGCAGCUGGGCCCGUCCUGCGUGCUGCUGGACGCUCAGGGCGACGUCAGGCUCGCCGACUACAGUCUGGCCAAACGCCUGGCUGACGUGUGUAAAGAGGACAUCUUCGAGCAGGGUCACGUGCGCUUCAGCGAGGACACGCUGCCCACCCGCUCCGGGAAGAAGGGAGACGUCUGGAGUCUAGGGCUGCUGCUGCUGGCGCUCGCUCAGGGCCGGGAGGUGAAGGAGUAUCCUGUGACGGUGCCGGCGACGCUGCCCGCAGACCUGCACGACUUCCUCAACAGGUGUGUGUGUCUUAAUGACGCUGACCGCUGGCACACUCACCAGCUCCUGGAUCAUCCGUUCCUGCGUCCUCCGUCUCCCAAGACUGUGGCGGUGUGUCCGGAGUCCAGUCCAGAGGACACGGGCGUUGAUUUUGCCUCCACGGUUGUCCCGCGCAGUCACCUCCUCAGCGCCCCCUUCAGUACGGAGGUGCAGAAGCAGUUCUCGCGCUACUACAACGAGUUCUCAGAGCUGCAGCUGCUGGGGAAGGGGGCGUUCGGGGCUGUUAUUAAGGUCCAGAAUAAGCUGGAUGGUUGUUAUUACGCGGUCAAGCGGAUCCAGGUGAAUCCGGCCAGUAAGCAGUUCCGGCGGAUCAAAGGUGAGGUCACGCUGCUGUCGCGCCUCAACCACGAGAACAUUGUGCGUUACUACAACGCCUGGAUCGAGCGUCACGAGACGCCUUCGACCGGAGCGUUGACCAGCGACAGCUCCGAGGCGUUGAGCAGCCCAGAGAGAUACUCGCGGCCCGCGGCUCCGUCACGCCGCAACGAACUGGGUCUGAUGGACAACAUCGAGGAGGACGCGCCGCCGCCCGCCCUCGCCAGCUCAGUGGAGUGGAGCACCUCGCUGGAGAGAUCCACCAGCGCCAAGUGCAGCGCCGCCGACUCCGCGGACGACGAGGAGGACGACGAUGAAGAGGAGGAUGUGUUCUGCCUGUCCUUCCUCCCUCCUGACAGCGACUCGGAGAGCGACAUCAUCUUCGACAACGCUGAUGUCAGCAGGGACAGCUUCCUACAGGAGGAGCCCAGCAGUAGGAAGGCAGCGGAUCCCAUAGACAGCUCAGACUCGGAGAAGCCGCUCCUGAUAGCGCAUUACCUGUACAUACAGAUGGAAUACUGUGAGAAAAGCACUUUAAGAGACACGAUCGAUCAGGGCUUGUAUCAGGACGUCAGUCGCCUCUGGAGGCUCUUCCGGGAGAUCCUGGACGGUCUGUCCUACAUCCAUGAACAGGGAAUGAUCCACAGAGACCUGAAGCCUGUCAACAUCUUCCUGGACUCUCAGGAUCAUGUGAAGAUCGGAGACUUCGGCCUGGCAACGGAUCACCCAGCGAAUGUGGCUGCGGGUAAACUGGAGGUGGAGGAAAGCAACUCAGGGUUUGUUCCCAAACCAGAUCCAACAGAUAACAUGACCGGUAUGGUCGGCACGGCUCUUUACGUCGGUCCAGAGGUUCAGGGAAACACUAAAGCCACGUACAACCAGAAAGUGGAUCUGUUCAGUCUGGGCAUCAUCUUGUUCGAGAUGUCCUACCGACCCAUGACCACCGCGUCAGAACGCAUAUUUGUGCUCAGUCAACUCAGGAAAGAGCCGAUUAAUUUCCCUGAAGACUUUAAUGAGAAUGAGAGUGGAAUGCAGAUGAAGGUGAUCAGCUGGCUGUUGAAUCACGAUCCGGCGCUGCGCCCGACGGCGGUGGAGCUGCUGAAGAGCGAUCUUCUUCCUCCGCCGCAGAUGGAGGAGUCGGAGCUCCACGAGGUGCUGCAGCACACCAUGGCUAACAUCAGCGGGAAAGCCUACCGCACCAUGGUCAACCAGCUCUUCUCACAGAACAUCUCGCCCGUCAUGGACUUCACCUACGACAUCGACAUCCACAAGGGCAGUUUUCACUUCACCACAGCUAAACUCCAGCAGUACGUGUACGAGACGGUCACCAGGAUCUUCAGACGACACGGUGCGGUUCGACUCCAGACGCCGCUGCUCUUGCCCAGGAACAGACGUCUGUAUGAAGGAUGUGAGACGGCGUGUUUCAUGGAUCACAGCGGCAUGCUGGUGUCUCUGCCGUACGAUCUGAGACUGGCGUUUGCCAGAUUUGUGGCCAGAAACAACAUUUCACAUCUUAAAAGGUACAGCAUCGAGCGCGUUUACAGGCCGAGGAAGCUGGAUCGGGCUCAUCCCAGAGAACUUCUGGAGUGUGCGUUUGACAUCGUCAUUCCCAUCAGCAACAGUCUGAUGCCGGAGGCCGAGGCCAUUUACACCGUCUCUGAGGUCAUACAGGAGUUCAGCGCGCUACAGGACAGGAACUACACCGUCCACCUGAACCACACGAGUCUGCUGAAGGCCGUUCUGCUUCACAGUGGAGUUCCUGAAGAUAAACUCACUCAGGCCUCCAACAUACUGUGUGACUCCAUGAGUGAAAAACUGACUAAGCGCGAAGUGGAAGCCAAAUUCUGUAACCUUUCCUUGUCCAACAACAGCUUACAGACGCUGUACAAGUUCAUCGAGCAGAAGGGCGGUUUGCAGGAGCUGCUUCCUCUCAUUAACUCGCUCACCAAACAGAAGAGUUCAGCCGUCGCUCAGAUGGCCAAACAAGGCCUGAAGGAUCUAGAAGAGGUCAUCAGCCUCCUCAAGAAGCUGGCUGUUAAACUACAGGUGGUGGUGAAUCUCGGUUUGGUCUAUAAGAUCCAGCAUCACUGUGGCGUCAUUUUCCAGUUUGUGGCGUUCAUCAGGAAACGGAAACGCACCGUCCCUGACAUCUUAGCAGCGGGUGGACGCUACGAUCAUCUGAUCAUGGAGUUUCAUGGUCCGACGGGGCCCAGUCCGGUGCCGUCAGCAGUCGGCGCCAGCAUCGCUCUGGAUAAGAUCUGCUCUGCUGUGGCAAAUAUGGAAGAACCUCCUCCUGUGAGCUCCUGUGACGUUCUGGUGGUUCCUGUGGGUCAGUCCUCCAUGAGCAGAGCCAUUAAAGUCAUUCAGAAACUCUGGGCGGCCGGAGUCUCAUCAGACAUCGUCUAUGACGUGUCGCAGUCACAGGAAGCUCUUCUGGAACAUUGCAGACAAGCUGGAAUCACAUUCAUGGUCCUCGUGUCCGAUAAAGAAGGAAAUUACCUGAAGGUGAAGUCUUUCGAGAAAGACCGUCAGUCGGAGAAGAGGAUUCCCGAGUCGGACCUGGUUGAUCACUUCAUUCAAAAGAGCCGGACCAAACUCUCCGAUGAGAGAAACAGAGAGAUUUCUGAGAGCGCUUCUCUCCAGAAUCCAAAGGGAUCAUCGCAGGGAAACUCAGGUCUGUCUGAGUCCCACGGGAGCAACGCCGGCAUGUCCAUGAACGUGAACCUCGUGACGCCUGAGAAAAUCUCCGGCAGCUCCCGCCGGAGAUACGAGACGCAGAUUCAGACGCGACUGCAGAAUCUGAGCAGCCAUUUACAGAACAAGAGCAGCGACAUCGAAGUGUUGGCUGUCGAUCUGCCCAAGGAAACACUCAUCAACUUCCUGUCCCUCGAGUUUGACGGUGAGGAGCAGUUCAACAUCAGCGUGAAGACGCUUCUCUCUCGACUGCCCAAACAGCGCUACCUCAAAUGCAUCUGUGAACAGAUUCACCACUUCAAAAUCUACAAAAGGGUCGCUGUGGUCGUUCUUUACAGCUACAGAGACGAUUAUUACAAGAUCCUCCUCUGAUCUCUGCUUUCACUGCCCCGUAGAAACGAAACGAACGGUUAUGACGUCUGCAGUCAGACGAACGUGUUUUUGUACGGCGGAUUCGAUGCCAAAGGCUGAUUGAAGGGUCCAGUAAUCAAUCAUGUUAUUGACGAUUCCUGUGAUGAAAUCACACACAAAAUACUGUACAGUCCAGAACUGAAAAAAAAUAAAAUAUUUUCCCAUA